Molecule: messenger RNA, 953 nt
Organism: Humulus lupulus (European hop)
Lineage: Eukaryota; Viridiplantae; Streptophyta; Magnoliopsida; Rosales; Cannabaceae
Exons: 4
Coding region: 250-921 (223 amino acids)
Source: RefSeq, a predicted model, not a curated record
UUCAUUUAUCCAGAAGACAAUCCAGUAAUCAACGAUGCCAUGGUAAGACAAAUGCAAAAACAUCUGACUGAUUGGCGCCACACGAUGAAGAAACACUAGGUAGAUGUUGGAGGAGAGGUGGACAAUGAGAGAGCGAAGUCAAAACCUUUUGUGUCGAUUACUUCUUCUGAUUGGGCAAUUCUGUGUGAUUUUUGGGCUUCUGAUUCUCACCAGUGUAUAUCAAAGAAAAAUAAAGAAGCUUGAGCUAAAAUGACCAUACCAGGAGGACACGGUUCCAAAUCCAUCGUUGCCCAUGUUUAUGAUCACAUGGACCCAUCUACUGGCCAGCUCCCGAGCAUGAUCGACACAUUCGAGCACCUCCACAAGAAGAAGGAUAAGUGGAUUAGUAAUGCAGCGGCGACAAAACAUAAUGAGAUGACCGAGCGUCGAGCAUCGCAGAGUACGGCCCCUGUAUCAUCUGCUGCUUCUUGUGUCGGCGAUAAUGUCGACGGUCAUUUCUCGCCUGAUAUGGAUAUUGUCACGGAUGUCCUUGGACCCCGCUCGCGUUAUAAGAAAGGGUUUGGGGGGUUGCCUAGGUUGAAGGCAAUUGGCGCAAAGAGGGCAGCAUCUUCGUCAACUUCUCAAAUGUCCGUGCAAUUGCCACCUGAAGUGGACACCAUUUUGCAGCAAAAUCAGGACAUUAUGCUAGAAAAUCAUAACCUAAAGAAGCAUACGACUAAACUUGAGAGUCGUCAACGGCGUCAAGAUCUCCUGCUCGGUGCUUUGUUGAAGCAGGUUGGUGAAUUGGCUCCUGGUCUUACUGUUGACUUACCAGACAAGGAUUCGGACGAGGACGAUGAUGCUGACGGGGGCGGGAAUGAUGAGGCGGGCAGUACUCCUUUGUAUAACUUUUUUUCUAUUUAUUUAAAGUUUAAUUUAUGAGACAUUUAUUUUACUAAAUUACUUUUAUAUUU